GCGUAACCUUGUCCAAACGGUCAUUGACACAAUUACACAGAGCGGCCUAUUGAUUGGUGGUAUGUCGAUUUUAACAUAUAUGUAGAAAGCGGACGUUAACCAUAAUCAGAAUAGCCAUUGAUCAGGCAAAAGAAAAUAUAUUAUUAAAUACGAAUUGAAGGAAUUUAUUGAUUUGUGAGAAUGACAUAGAUAUAUAUUGAUAAAAGACUCAAUUAAUUUAGAUUUAUAAAUAACAAAUAUACUGUACAAGGAAAGAUGUUCAGUUUUCAUAAACCUAAGAUUUACCGGAGCAAUAACGGCUGUUGUAUAUGCCGUGCAAAAUCAUCAAGUUCUCGCUUUACUGACAGCAAGCGUUAUGAAUGUGACUUUGAAAAUUGCUUUAGAAUUAAGGAAAGACGUGCUGGUGAAAUAUGUAAUGCAUGUGUACUUUUGGUGAAAAGAUGGAAAAAGCUGCCCUCAGGAACUAAUAGACAUUGGCAUCAUGUUGUAGAUGCAAGAGCUGGACCAGGAAUAAAAUCAACGACCAAAUUAAAAAGCAAACAACAGCUGAGUCCGACUAUGGGGAAAUACAAGUCUCCACUUAAAACUAGGAAGUCUCUUUACAACACACCUUCAUCAAGUCCUACAUCCUUCUUUGAUGAAUCUUCAAUAAAUGAAGAUAGUUGUGAUAAGGAUAUGUUCAGCGACAGUGAAGAAUCUGAGGAAGAAAUUGCAGUUCCAACUCUACAGAAACCAAAUAAACAGAAGAGAAAGUCCACAGAUCCCAGAAUUAGUCCCUUCUUAGAUCUCACCUACUGGAAAAAAACUCAAGUUUGUUGUGGAAUCAUAUUCAAAGGUAUGAACGGGGAAGUAUUAGUUGAUCCUCAGUUAUUACAGCCGUGUUGGACCUGUACAAAGGGAAGUAAGUCACGACCAGCAGAAUUACGUAGAAGUCAAUCAACUGACGAUACUGAGAGCACAACAAGUAGCAAUAGUUACUCCGACAUGGACAGUAUAUCAGAAAAUAGUCCACCAGACCUGACUCUGGCAACAUUUCCGUGUGACGACACGUCAGCAGUUAGUUCCUUCACACAGCCACCACCCCUGGCAUUAGAAUGUUAAAGUUUGAGUGUACUUUUGAAUGAUUCUUGCCAGUAUAAAUGAGUGCUGUGUUAAUUCAGUCUAGUCAGUAGAGAAUUCUCCAUUGUAAGGAUUUUCUGGAACUUAAGAAAGGAGGUUAAAUGAAAUGAGAUGGAUUUACUUCUAGGAAAGCUUGUGUAUGAUGAAGUUGUUUUCUUUGAGGAACAGGUAGUACAUACUGUGCUUUAUUUGUUUGGGUUUUUUUUUAAUUCAAACUUCAGGAAAAUUUCUGCAUUUCUUUGAUAAAUAGGAAAUGGUCAAUAAUUAUAAACUUGUAUCAUAGUUCAGAGUUUAGAACACUGUGGAUGGGUUUAUAAGGAGACAACAUCUAUGCAAAACGUAUUGGUUAAUACUUUCCUAAAGAUGUAUUACUUUACUCUUGUAUACCUAUUUAAGAAAUUGUAUAAAUGUAAUUGGCCAGUGUUUUGUACAGAAUUUUAUUUACAGUAAUGUUUAUUCAUCUGUAUCCCAUUUUUUUAAUCAUGUUAAUAUAUAUGCUUAUUUUGGGGUUUUUUUUUAUACCAAUUCUACUUUGAAAAAUUAAGUAGAUGUUCAAACCUCUUAUUUCAAUGUAAAUGUUUUUUUUUUUAGGGAAAGAUCCUUCUAAAAUAUUCAAAACUGCCAAGAAAAAAUAGUUGUAGUUUUAACCUCGAUCAGCAUGAUCAGUCUCUUUUUCACUCCAAGGGUUUAUUUUUUUAAAGAACAAAAUUGUUAGGUUGAUGGUCAGUUUUAUGUUCUACCUCAGUUUGUGCAAUAGUUUAAUGUAUCUGUGGUAACAAUAGUUUAAAGUAUCCAUGGUAACAGUGGUAUUACAUCAAUUGCCUGGAUUACUUAUGCUUUGAAUGGUGUGUGAGUAGAAAUAGCUCAUUUGUAUAAUACUUAUUUCAAAAGUUUCAAUUUUGCAGCAUUUGCUUGCCUUUUAAAGGGAAGUUUUUGUAUGACUUUUGCAAUAAAUCUUCAUGUACCAAGUACAAAAUGCAUUAUGGAAUAUUUGCGGGGUAAGGUUUGAAAUUUGUUGAGAUAGAAUAAAUGAAUUUUAAAUUUUAAAUGAUAGGAUUAAACAGUAUGUGUUAAAAUGGUCUUAAAAUCAUCCCAUCCAUCAAUUUAAAAAUUCUCAUAAGUUUUUACUGCCGUGGGAGAUUUUUUUUUACUUAUAUAUCAGCGUGAUGAGUAAGUGUAUAAUAAUUGACCUUGAUAAAAGGUGGUUUUACAUAGUGAGAUACUUAAUAUUUCAUGAAUACUCAGGACUUCACACAAAUGUUCAAAACAAUUCAAAGUCAUUUUGCAGCUUGGUCAUGUUAUUGUUGAUGAGUGUAAUUUAUUGUAUGAUCGUGAGGGCGAGAGCAGGAGAGCAAUCAAGUUCUGUUUAAUGAGUAUAUAUGGAUGUUAGAAUAAUGGAUUGACAUGCACCAUAGAAUACAUUUGUAGAAUAGAUGUAGGGAAAAUAGAUGGUACUAAAAUUGCAUCUGAUAACAUGAUAAGAAGUGGAAGCUCACUUUUGCCUUUAGUCUGGACAGAGAGAAAAAUAGUCUGAAUUAUGUUAUCAGAUGUUAAAGAGAAGUCUGUCACAAAAAGCUGAUGGUAGUUGUAUCUGUAUGGAUCCAAGUUGAUUCAAAUAGGAUUGAAAAUUGAUUUUUUAGUUCAAAUACAGGAGAUACAAUUGUUUAAUCUAUUACUCAGGGAAUUUCAAUUAUUGGAAAAUAAGAAACAUGGACAAAAAUGAAAGUUUAACAAGACUAGACAUCUAAACAUUUUCAUGUGAUAAAUCUAAGAAUUACAUUUCCGAUAGAGGGAAAGCAUUCCUUAAAUGGGCAAGUGAUUUUUGUCUGGGUACAUAAAACAAGUAAUCGAUGGGUUAUUCAGAUCAACGAAAAAACAAGCCAUCCUAAUUCCUUAUAUUGUGAUAAAUUUCUCUCACUGUGUUCCAAUAACAGUCUUCCAGUGGUACAUGAAAUGGUGCAUACAUGUUGAAUUGUAUAAAAGCAGUGUUUUUAUUUAAUUCAUUGUAUUAUUGUAGAAUUUUGUAUGACAUUGUCAGAAAUGUUACUUAAAAUAUAUUAUGUGAGUAAAUGAGUCUAGAAUUGACACAGUUUGUGUUACAUUAGAUGUGGUUUGCUGAAAACUAUAGAGCAUUCUGGUCAGUAGGUCAAUGUUAAUUCACAUCUUUACAUUUUGACUGACAAAUGCCUUAAGAACAAAAGAACAUUGGUAAAAUAUAUAAGUCUUGCUGACAAAAUAUUAAAUACACAUCUACCUAUAUAAUGUUAGAGUGUGGGGAAUCAAAGAUACCAGUAAAACCUACUUUAAUAUUUAAUAAAAGAUCAGAUAUGAACUGUUUAUUCACACGAAUCAUUGUCUUUUAAAACCAUUUUAACUUGUAAAUAGUCAUUUAUUUAUUAAACUAUUAUGUUAGAUCUGUUAAUUAAUUUAAAAUAUGUUAUUGUUGCUAAGAAUUUUAAAUCUUUAUUUAAUUUUUUUACUUGAUAUAUUUGCAGUUGUAAGAUGUAUGUUAGAUUAGACAGUAGUAAAGCUACUCUGUUUUAUGUCAAUGCAAUAUAGAUAUUUUUGUUCCACAGGUUUUAAUCUUGUCAGAUUUCUAUCCAAUUGUUGUUCAUUCCUUAGACAUUUCAGUAGGUAUUUCUGUGUCUAUAUUCAAAGCAUCUAUACCAUGGUAGGAGACCAUUUGAUCUCUUGAUACCAUCAGGCCAAAAGAAGUACCAUGACAUUGAACAUAAGGCUUUUUCUCCUUAGGAACUGAAAAUACAUGAGUUAAAAUUUGUUUAUAUAAAUUAAGUUAGUCAUGUCUUUUUCUGUAUAAGUUAAUCAUUAGUAACCCAGAAAAACAAAACCAGUACAUUAAAAAAACAGGAAAUGGAACUAGGUUAAGGGUCAUUGAAAUGGUUUUAGAUUUUUUUCUUCCAAGCUCUGGACUUGUAGUCCAGAUUAAAACAAUGCUUUUUAUAUCCAUGCUUUUCAUUUCUAUGUUGAGAACUUGUCUAGGCUUUAGUCUGAAGGUACAUAACCCCAUGAUUUUAAAGAGUCCCUAAGCUAAACAUUGCUAAACUACAUCUAAAAUUUACUAAAUAUCUAUAAAAAAAACAAUUUGGAAAAGCCGAAAACACCAGCAGAAAAUAUAAACAUACUAAGGCUUGGUCCUAGAAGAUGAUCUUUUAAACUUUUUAAGAUGAGACUCAAUUCCAAAUGUAUUGAACUUCUGAAAGUGUAAAUCACAAAAAGUUCAUGAAAGGUUGAAUAUUCAAUAGCCUUGAAUGUCAUUUAUUAAAAGCAAUAAAAUUUAUUUCAAUUUUUUUACUCUGAUAAUCCUUAUAAAUAUAUAUAUAUGUACCUAAAAGUUCAGUGGCCUGUAACAGUUGUUGACAUUAAAUGUAAAUUCUCUGUGUGUAUAUAUAUAUAUAUAUAUCUCCAAUCCCAGUAUGUUCACCGGUGAAUGGGAAAUUAUCCACCAAAUUGUUUUUCUUUUUUCUUCUUCGUAUAAAUGAUCAAAGUGGAAUGGUCAGACCGGUGUACUGUUGAGAUAGUUAAUAUAUUUAUUAAAUUAUUAAUGUUACCAAAUAUUUAAUGCUGUAAUUAUAGAGAUCUCAGUGUGUUGAUGUUACUACUGUAGAUAGAGUCCUAUAUUGUUAGUACUUUUUUUUACCUCCGUGUUGAUUGUAAAUAUUAUACGCACAAUGUAGCAGACUGGUUUCGAAAAAUGUUUCCCUAGCAACCAAGCAAUCUAUGAUUGAUAUUUUGAAAUGAACUUUACAGAUUGAGGUUUAUAUUUAUAUUUUUCUUGAACUAAAAAAAAACAAAACUGAAAUAUCAAUUUUGAGACAUUGGGUUUGUGAGAAACAUGUAAAUCCUUGCUUGAUUAAUUUUCUGAUAGACCUAGCGAACAAAAGGUAUAUGGACAUGUUGGACAUGGCGGAAACAGUUCUUUGGUAGACUCCAGUCUGAUUUUAGAGUCCAUAGCUAAUUUUAAAAACUGUUGAUAAUCAGUUGAUGUAAUUGUAUUUACAAAGGAUAUUAACAAGAAAUUUAAAUUACAUAAAUCUAUAUAUUUCCUCCUUAUUUGUAAAUCUAUGUGAACAAAGGUCAGAAUUGAAUAAUGUGCUCACAAAAUGUUGUAAUGUCAUGGUUCAGUUAUAGAGAAUACUAGAUAAUUACUUUAUAAAUUAUUCUAAGCAACAAUUCAGUUAUUAAGUUCAUUGUUUGACAACAAAAGAAAUUUACAACUUACAAAGGUUAUUCGUUUCAUUUGUAGAAAUGCUCCAAGGUGUUUAUUGUUAUAUUAAAUGGCAAAGACCCUUUAGUUCAUUAUCCCUGAAAAAAUAACAGGGAAAUUUUCCAAUGGAAGAGUUAAAUGAGUACACUGACCAAAAAAAUAUCAUUUUGGAGGUGAAAAAAACCUUUUUUCAUGAAUUUCCUGAAACUGGAUCAAUUGCCUGUUUAUGGAAUUGUACUGUAAAACUUGCUAAAAUUAGCCUAAAAAUUUUAUAAAAUAGUCUGCUACACUGUGUGUUUUGUUGGUGUAAGGAUACAAGGUGGUGUUGUACAUAGUCUGUUGUUACUAUAUAUAGAUUGUUGUUACUAUAUAUAGAUAUACCUCAACUGGAUGAUGUUUCCCUGUGAUCACAUCAACAGGCCAUACAAACUUUAUUUUUGGUUUUCGGUCUUACUAAAAAAAGUUGUUUUAAUUGCUAUCAAGAUUUCCAUUCUGGUAAAGAAAAUUAAAAAAAAACCCAGCCAAGCAUUAAAUUUAUGUAGGUACAUAUUGAUUUGUCUUGGGCCAUCAUACUCUUAUGAACACAAAAUUUUAUAACCUUUAUAGACCAUGAAGUUUAUCCUUGUUAUUUUGGUUAGGAGCAAGGACCAGUGAUAGUUCAUAAAAAUAAUAUCAGAAAUUCUUUUGAAAGAGUUUUUUUUUUACAGUUUCUUAAAGAUCAUUUAAGUGAUAGAGGGUCAAACUUAGGGUGUCAAAAGGAAAACAUAGGCAAAAUUUCCCUCCCUUCAAACUAAUUCCUUAAAAUUAUAGUGGUCAUUUAAGGUUAGCAUGGUAUUCCUAUGUGUGGUCUGUUGGUGAAACUUGUUUUACGGUUAAUCCUCUCUUGAUUCUGUUAACAAACAAAGUUGACUCCACAUAUUUUUGUUAAUGUUAUUAAUAGAAGAAUUGUCACAAAUUUAGACGGGUAUUAUUUUUAAAACAUAUUGAUAGUAAACAAGUAACAGAAAAAAAGACAAGUACAUAAUUUCAUUUUAUGAAUACAUAGAAUAUAUACCUAUAGUUGUGGACUCGAGUUAAUAGGAAAAAUGUUUGAUGAUAUUUUUUCACUGCAUGUAGAUCUGAUGUAUGUACUUUCUUAUCUUUGCUUUGAUAUUGUAUUUUAGGUUUUGUCAGUGUAAGAAUUGUAUUAGUGUACACUGUCCUAACUAAGACAAACUUGUCUCACAGUACCAGAUCUUCUUUGGUAAGGUACCAGUUUUAUGUCAUUGUUAAACAAGGAAGUAUAAUUAUUUGAAUCUCUAUGAUAAAAAUGUAUGUUGAUAUACAGAUAAGAACUGGAACCAACACUGCUGUGAAAAUGUUGAGUAAAUCAACUGUAGAAAUUUUGUUUCCUGUUCAAAAUGGGAAUGAAUUAUUUGUGAUUUAUUUGUGUUAAGUUGUCAGAUUGUCAACAAAAAUAACAUUUUAUAUCAAUGUUUUUAUUUAAGAAUUCUCAUCAAUAGAAUGAUUUUUUUUGAAUCUCUGAUAGUUAUUCCAUCCAUUGGUUGGCCAGUAUAUCUUCAUUAUGGUAAAUACUCCAUCAUUCAGUCAUUCAUAACAAUAACACAUUGUAUAAAAUCGAUACUUAAAUGUCGUCAAAAAUGAAUUAGAUUUAUUAUUUUCAGCAUGGGGCAAUUUAACAUAAUUCUACUGUCUGUAUGUUCAGGUCUAUUGACACAGUGACUUGCUAGAAGAACAGAUUAUAUUUGGUAAUUAAGCCUUAAUUAAAUGUCAUCAUAAACUAUUGUACUGGCUCAUAGAGUCAAAUUUUUAUUUUCUGGGUUUUAAUUGAACUAGAUGGCCAGUGGCCUAGUUAUAAGGCCAGUUUUAGUUCAGUUACUGAUGUUAAAAGCUUUGAAAAGAAAAUGUUCCAUUUGUUUAAUCUUUAAAAGUCUAAGUAAUGGGAACAUUGGAGAUGCAUGUUUAAAUUGAUCUCUUUAUUACUACUCAAAGAAAGGCUCAGUGAAAAAAUUCACUUGAAAAUUUGAAGAGAGUUUUACUAAAAUAUCUUUGUCUGCUCAUUUCACACUUUUAAAAAACUCAAAAUAUAUAUUAUAACCAUGAUAUCCAAUCAUUGAUUCGGAUGAAAAUUUGAGAAAACUGCCAAAGUUCACAUGACUACAUAUAUUAUACAUUUAUUAUUUAUCAUUCCAAAAUACAGAAACUGCCAAAAUUGCAUCUAAUUUCCUCCUUCAUGGAUCAUUUACUGUGUAACAGUUAAGUACAAUCAGAAUUGAGUCUGCAGCUGGCUAAGCCAUCAUCACCCCCAAUGUCCUCUUAGGACAUUCACCUUAUUGAUCAGGCACACACAGUGUUGAUCUCCAGAUCUAAUUAAGGAAUGAAAGAGAUAGAAAUGAGAUUUUUUUCCAGUGUGAGCAAAAGGUUACUGCAUGCUUAAUCAUUAAGAAUUAAUAAUCAUAUUGACAUGUUUUCAUUUGGUUUAGAACAGUAUAAUUAACAUGUACAAAAAAACAAUGCAAAGUUAUGAAUGAUUGGUCGAAAUUAAUCACAUGAUUAUAUAUGUGUUAAUUAGUAAAUAGUGUGUAUUCAUUAUUUUUUGUGGAUGAUGUAUGAAGAAGGAAAAUGAAAAAUAAGUGUGCAACCAUGUACAAUUUUCUUUUUGUUAUGGUGACAGAUAAAAUCGUGUAAUUUAGUUACCUCAAAAUAGCAAUUUUUCUUAAAUCAAAAAUAUUGCCGCAGGGGUAAAUUUCAGGAUUUUUGUGAAAGGAGAUGUCAUAUAAGACAAAGAGUACAAAAACCAUUUUUUAAUCACAAAUUAAAGAUAUAUCUUGUGAUUAUCAUGUUUUCUCAAUUCAAGAUCUGUAUUGCUGCUUGUCCCACUGGUAUCCAUGUCUGACUGGUACCCACGAAAAAUAAUGAGUUCACAGUAUAAUGUAUAACUUUUAUUUUGAAGAAUCUGAGGUGAAUGUCUUGCUGAAAAGGUUUAUGCAAUAUAUUAUUUACUUACAUUUAAACCAAAAUGGAUGGAUUUUUAUUAUUUUCAAGAGAAAUUGAACAUUUUUACAUCAUACUUUCAUUUUCAUUUUAAAAACCAUUGUGUACAUGAACAAAGUGAAAGUAGAGUUUGAAACAUUCCUGUAGAUUUUUAAAUGUCAAAUUUCAAACUUUCAUUUUACAGACUCGUCCAGUUUUCUACGUUUAAAUAAAUACAGAGAAAUGAUGAA
Mytilus californianus (California mussel) is the source of this 8568-nucleotide messenger RNA. Its product is annotated as SIN3-HDAC complex-associated factor-like. The coding region runs from base 256 to 1101 and encodes 281 amino acids. The transcript is spliced from 5 exons. Gene Ontology annotation, biological process: negative regulation of cell migration. NCBI's taxonomy places the organism in Eukaryota, Metazoa, Mollusca, Bivalvia, Mytilida, Mytilidae. The record is from RefSeq and is a predicted model, not a curated record.